Apis dorsata (giant honeybee) is the source of this 929-nucleotide messenger RNA. Its product is annotated as multiple coagulation factor deficiency protein 2 homolog. The transcript is spliced from 5 exons. Lineage: Eukaryota; Metazoa; Arthropoda; Insecta; Hymenoptera; Apidae. Bases 315 to 845 code for a protein of 176 amino acids. The record is from RefSeq and is a predicted model, not a curated record.
AAGAAAAAAGACAUAUCAUUUUAUAACUAUCAGUGUAUACAUUUCAUAAAGUUUUAAACGAUUGCAAAGUUCUUGACGAGUGAUGUGUAGCAAAUUUGAAGACGGGCCCAGAGCAUCGUGCACUACACCCCCCGGGGUCCAAUCUAAAUCAAUGGGCUUGUGGGUAAUCGCAUAAUAAUUACUAGGACCCCCUCUACCGUCCAUCUGUCGCUAACCAAGGGGUGUUCAACCCCUACAAGUGACAGUGGACAAUGCUAGGGCAACGUAGACGAUCAUCGUAUCUCAGCAGGUCCUAUUGUUAUUGAGUAUUACAAAUGAUAACUACAAUUAUGAUCGGUUUAUGCAUUGGAUUUUCGACUGGUUUACGUGGACCACAUCAUCCGCGAAGCGCUGUUUCUCACCAUCAUUACGCCCCGCAAAAAGAAGUGAAAAUAACGCAAGAUACAGAAUUACUACAGGAUGCUACCCAUUUAAAAGAAGACAUAGGAUCAAUGGCGGACCAAUUGGACUUUUCGAAUAUGACUGAACAGGAGAUCGAAUUCCACUAUUUUAAAGUUCAUGAUAUCGACAAUAAUGCCAAAUUGGACGGAUUAGAAAUUCUUUACGCGAUUCAACAUACAUUUCACGAAAACAGACUUGCCAAUGCUGAACGUGAAAAUUCAAACGAAAACAUGAAAACUAUGGAUUAUGAAGAUGAUUUGCCCUGGAUCGUAGAACUUGUGGAUAGAGUACUCAGAGAAGAUGACGUGGAUCAUGAUGGAUACAUUGGAUAUAUCGAAUAUGUUCUUGGAAGACAAAGAGAUCACAUUGCUCAAGCAAAACGAAAUAACAAAUCGGACAAAUAAAAAUAUAUCUAAUUCAAAAAAUUCUUAAUAAAUAAAAUGUAUUACAAAAUACUACUGUAACAUAUAAAUUUAUGUCUAAAAUUU